AAUUUGGAGUGGAAACGUGUAAUAGGGGAAAAAGCAGGGUUUUCGGCGGUUUUAGCGAGCCGCGCAUCCAGGAGCCAAAAAAGAUUAACACCCCCCCACCCCCCUCCGCAACACACACUCGCACACACACACACACACGUACCCCUCGGGGUACCGUCGCGCCGCCGAGAUCACCCGCCGGACAUCAAGCGAAAGGGAUUCGUCUGGAGGGCAAUUUCGGAUCGGGGGAGAUCUAUUGGAUUAGUAGGAUUAUCUGCUUGCAGACGGAGAGAAGUAGCGUUUGAUCAUUUCUAUUGCUUGCCUGAUGGUCGGAUUUAAAUGGAGGUGGCUCGGCACGGAUGAGGCUGAAUUCCGGAUGGGGAUUUCCAGCUCCCCCUCCCCUCGCCCCGAUCCGAGGAAAGGGGAGAAAAAUAUAUAAAAAUCGAUAUAAUUCGGAAGUGUCCGGGGCACGAUUGAGAAACCUCCAGCUCACAGCGGCUGGGAGAGAGCCGGAGGAGGCGAAUCCAGUGAAUUACAGUUUCAGCUGCGAUUGCAGAAAAGCGGCCGUGAACUGGAUAUAGACCUGCGGCUAACUGGAUUUGAUUUAUAAGAGGAGAUUCUGCAGUAAAUGGCUGCUCUCUUCAUAUUGCUGCUAUGGAAAACAGAAUUGUCAAUAGGAUGUAGUCUGAUAAAUAGCGCUGAGUGAAGAUGCAGCUUCAAUAAGUGUGAAAUCAAUGGAAGAUACUUACCGCAUGAAAAGCCUCUUGAGAUUUUUCUGACAGGCAUCUAUUUAGGAAACUUGAUCUGUUUCCUUCGGUUGCCCUGUUUUUACACCAGUGGAUACAAAUCAGAUUGCUUCACUGUAGUUACACAACUAAUGUGGGACCAUGGCCUUUCCAAGAUCCAUGUGGCUGAACUGUGUAUGGAGAGCGAUGAUAGUCCGCCUGUUACACAUGGGAUUGAAUGCCACUUUUGCUUUUUGUAUACUUGGAUUUUUGCUUCACGCUGCAGCUGUGUCCUCCCAAAAAUUGGAUGAUACCAACCCAGUGGUGACCACCAACUUUGGCAAGAUAAGAGGGAUUAAGAAGGAACUUAAUAAUGAAAUUUUGGGGCCCGUUAUUCAGUUUCUCGGGGUUCCGUAUGCUGCCCCUCCAACAGGGGAGCGCCGCUUUCAACCUCCUGAGCCUCCGUCUCCCUGGGCAGAUAUCAAAAAUACCACUCAGUUUGCUCCAGUGUGUCCCCAGAACAUUAUAGAAGGCAGGCUGCCUGAAGUCAUGCUUCCCGUGUGGUUUACUAAUAACUUGGAUGUAGUUUCCACCUAUGUACAAGAUCAGAAUGAAGACUGCCUCUAUUUAAAUAUCUAUGUCCCAACCGAGGAUGGUCCCCUUACAAAGAAACAGACAGAUGAUUUAGGUGAUAAUGACGGUGCUGAAGAUGAAGACAUUCGGGACAGUGGGGGACCUAAGCCUGUGAUGGUGUAUAUUCAUGGAGGGUCCUACAUGGAAGGCACUGGAAAUUUAUAUGAUGGCAGUGUUCUAGCAAGUUAUGGGAAUGUGAUAGUCAUCACAGUCAACUAUCGCCUUGGGGUACUUGGAUUUUUGAGCACUGGGGACCAAGCAGCAAAAGGAAACUAUGGCCUCCUUGAUCUAAUUCAAGCUUUGCGAUGGACUAGUGAAAAUAUUGGGUUCUUUGGCGGUGACCCAUUAAGAAUAACUGUUUUUGGAUCUGGUGCAGGCGGUUCAUGCGUCAAUCUGUUGACUUUAUCCCAUUAUUCUGAAGGACUUUUUCAAAGAGCAAUAGCUCAAAGCGGAACAGCUCUCUCCAGCUGGGCGGUUAGUUUUCAGCCUGCAAAAUACGCUAGGAUGUUGGCUACAAAAGUUGGUUGCAACAUGUCAGACACUGUAGAAUUGGUAGAAUGUCUGCAGAAGAAGCCUUAUAGAGAACUUGUUGACCAGGACAUUCAACCAGCAAGAUACCAUAUAGCCUUUGGACCGGUAAUCGAUGGCGAUGUGAUACCAGAUGAUCCUCAGAUAUUGAUGGAACAAGGAGAAUUCCUCAAUUACGACAUCAUGUUGGGAGUUAACCAAGGGGAAGGAUUAAAAUUUGUUGAAAAUAUUGUGGACAGUGAAGAUGGCAUAUCAGCUAGUGAUUUUGACUUUGCAGUUUCUAAUUUUGUCGAUAACUUAUACGGAUACCCUGAAGGCAAAGAUAUAUUGAGGGAAACUAUUAAAUUUAUGUACACGGACUGGGCAGAUCGACACAAUCCUGAGACCAGAAGGAAAACGCUGCUGGCUUUGUUUACUGAUCACCAGUGGGUUGCACCAGCAGUGGCUACAGCUGAUCUUCACUCAAAUUUUGGAUCGCCUACAUAUUUCUAUGCCUUCUACCAUCAUUGCCAGACAGAUCAGGUACCCGCCUGGGCAGAUGCAGCCCACGGAGAUGAAGUUCCUUACGUACUAGGAAUCCCCAUGAUUGGUCCUACUGAAUUAUUUCCUUGUAAUUUCUCCAAAAAUGAUGUCAUGCUGAGCGCAGUGGUGAUGACAUACUGGACCAACUUUGCAAAAACUGGUGACCCAAAUCAACCAGUGCCGCAAGAUACAAAAUUCAUCCAUACAAAACCAAAUCGUUUUGAAGAAGUAGCAUGGACCAGAUAUUCUCAGAAAGACCAACUGUAUCUUCACAUUGGAUUAAAACCACGAGUUAAAGAACAUUAUAGGGCCAAUAAAGUGAACCUUUGGUUGGAACUGGUACCUCAUCUGCACAAUCUUAACGACAUUUCACAGUAUACCUCUACCACAACUAAAGUGCCAUCAACUGAUAAUACUUUCAGACCAACAAGGAAAAAUUCUGUUUCUGUUACUUCAGCCUUUCCUACAGCCAAACAAGAUGAUCCCAAACAACAACCAAGCCCGUUUUCAGUGGAUCAAAGGGACUAUUCAACAGAAUUGAGUGUCACUAUUGCAGUUGGUGCAUCUUUGCUGUUCCUGAACAUUUUGGCCUUUGCAGCAUUGUACUACAAAAAAGACAAGCGGAGACAUGAUGUUCAUAGGAGAUGUAGCCCACAACGUACUACUACCAAUGAUCUUACCCAUGCACAAGAAGAGGAGAUAAUGUCCCUCCAAAUGAAGCACACUGACUUGGAUCAUGAAUGUGAGUCCAUCCAUCCACAUGAGGUGGUUCUUAGGACCGCCUGUCCCCCAGACUACACGCUAGCUAUGAGAAGGUCUCCUGAUGAUAUUCCCUUAAUGACACCCAACACCAUCACAAUGAUCCCCAACACUAUACCAGGGAUUCAACCCCUACACACAUUCAAUACAUUUACUGGAGGACAGAACAAUACUCUGCCCCAUCCUCAUCCCCACCCCCAUUCACACUCAACAACCAGGGUAUAGCCAGACAAGACGAAACAAACUUUAUUUUUUGAUGGAUUACAGUAGGUGAUAUUACUGAAGAUUACUUGGCUUUCAACCUACAAGACUCUUACUAUUUAAAUAUGGAGGAAUAUUAUGUGAAUAUACAUAUCAAGAACUUUUGGGGUUUUGAAAAAAAUGAAUUGUACAUAUAUCAAAUGAACUUAAGAAACAAACAAACAAAACAAAGAAAAGAAAAAACAAAAAAAAAACCCAACUGUUUGCAAUUGCUUGAAGCAGUUGUCCUGAAUGAUACUUUUUCAUUCACAUUCAAGUAUUAAUUUUUUGAAGAUUUAAGUUACAUAAUGGAAUUAGGCAUGUGCAACACAAACAGGAAAGAACUAUGACUGAGAAUUUUAAAAACCUAUAAAUAUGCACAAGGGACACACUAAUGGAAUGUCAGAUAAUUUUCACCAAUUUUUAUUUGGACCUGUUUUCUUGUGUAGACCAUAUUUACAUAUUUGAAUAAGUACACAAAGCACCAAUGCUGUUAAGGCCUUAGAAAGGGGCUCAUGCUGAAAUCUGCCAGUCAAAGAUGUUUUACAGCCUGGCAGGUACAACAUUAUCACAUAAGUGCUGUCAGUAUAAAGUUGUGGGAAUAAAGGAAACUGGAUAUUUUUAGCACGAUGUGCAUGAUAAUUUAUAUGCUUGGUGGCUGUGCUGCUGAUUAAGCCGUAAUUAAAAUUCUUAUCAUCCCAUUGGAGUUUUUAAUAGAAGCUUUCUCCAUCAAUUGGCACAACCUAAAGAAGUUUUUUAAAGGGGCAAAAGUAAUUACAGUAAAAUAUUUCAGUUUAGCUUCAGAAACAGAAGGAAUUGCAACAGUUCUUAAAGGUAUUUAUGGCAUUCUAGGUAUACAGUGGUGAACCCUCGCUGAUAUAAAUCCCAGACAAAAAAAUCUGUAUUAUUAACGUUGUUCUUCCUUUCCACCUAAAUAAUUUCUAACUUAAACGUAACUAUAACUUUAAUGGAAUGUCCUUUGAUGAAGGAUCUAUAAUCUGCUGUGAUUUAGUUACAAUUUAUUUAGUUCAAAUUGGUAAGGUAAAGUGUGCCCAAAAAUUUAAUUGCAAUGAUAUUUUGCAAUAUGAAAAUGCCCCAAUAUUACUGCUCUGAUUACACCUUUCAGUUUAUUGUUUAAACUCAUGUUGCAUGUUACAAAGUUUACUUAUAAUACUUUAAUAUAAAGUUAAUUCCCUUUUUGCUAUACGUUAGCUUUGCCAUUCAAAUGAAUUCUCUAGACCAGAUGGCAACACUGUAGAAAAAGAGGGUAUGUAAGAAUGGGGAGAGAGCCAACAACUGGAAAUUUUUAAAUCUGAAUACUACAUAUGUUUGUGUGAUUUGCAAUGAAUGUUCUAAAAUCACAAGAAAUUUUCCAUUCCCCUGUUGCUUUCCAGUAAUUAUAUACCAUGGUCCUUUCAAAAUGUUUGUAUAUGUAAUCAGAUGUACAUUUAUAUAAAAGAAAUAAUUGAGAUGGACUUAAGAGCACAUCCCUGAUACUUUCUCUCUUACCUGUACUAUAUUUCUAUUAGACUAAAGUUAUGUGAUUUUUUUUUACAUUUUUUCAAAUUACUAGCAAUUUUGAUAGUUUGUAAGAUAAUGCGAAGAACUUUCUCUGACAAACUAACUGCAGUAACAGAAACAUUUCUUUUCAGUUACUCUUUUUCAAGAAUGAAAGCUUAUUACACACAAAAAUUGUAUACUACUUGAUGGAAAAUUACUUUGUACUUCUUGGCCAUAUUACUGGUCACUGAGUGAAAUAAAGAUAAUCUGGAUAACGAAUAUUAUUCCAAUGCUAAGAAACCUGAUCUUUGCUCAUUAAAGAGCUAAAAUGUUUAUUGCUGUUUUGUCAUUUUUUUAAUGAAGUAAUGGUAACUGUCUCAAAUAAAGAGUAAUAUCUUAAGACCAGUCUGGUUUUUGAAGACAUGAACAUGCCUUCUACAACGAAUACAACUGCAUAUUUAUGGGCCAGUCCCAUCUACAGCCAUUUCUUACAGAAAUACUGACAUUCUGACUGUAGGAUGUCAUAGUACUACACGCAAAUCUCCCCUAGCUUUCAGGAAUAAGUUAAAAAUGCAAAUAUCAACGCCAAAAAAAAGCCAAGGAACAGGCCUAAUUGAAAUAGAUCUGCAGUAUUCCGUGACAGGAAAAAAAAUUACCCGGGUUUUAUUCGGGUGCUUGAACUUUCUUAAACGAUUGCUAGGAAGUUCAAAGUGUGUUGGCUAACAUCAAGCACAAAUGUUAAAACUGAAGCUGAAAGUGAAAUAAAGUACUGCAAUUUCAGUCAUUUUAUUUAGCUAUUAACAACAAACAAGCAAAAAAAAUCCAUAUAUUAGUGCGUGUUACAGUCCCCACUUUUAAAUUAAGCUCUUUUGGUAGAAGCGUUUAAAAAUAGUCUUCAAAAUCCAGGGCGGUCUGUGUGCAAUUUCUGCCUGAUGUGGUUGUGCUUUUAGACUGUGACCUGCCAAUGUAAACCAAUAAAAAGAAUUGUCUGCCAUCUGAUAAUUAUUGUUUAAUAGGAAGAUUGUAUUUUGCUAUGUUGAUGAAACAAAGAAAAAAAAUACAAAAAUAUUGAUGGCCAUAAAAUGAGAUAUUCAUGAAAUAUGAUUUUAUGUGCUUUUCUUAACUUUAUCAAAACCAAAAUAACUUUCUACUACAGUUUAUUUGUGGCCAUAUAUCUAUAUAUCUCUAUAUAUACAGUAUCUGGUAAUUGUUUACUUUUAUUAGUUACAAAAUAAAUGAUUUAGGUAAACCAAGCAUGACACUACACUUUAUUUCUGUCAGCCAACAGUAUUUCAAAUGUGAAAGAUGAAGGCAACAACACAAAUUUUAUCACUCCUGUUUGGAAAAAAAAAAAAAAAGAAAAAAAAAAGUCCAUUCCUGUGAUGCAGAUACUGUGAACGAUACUUUAGUGGCUACUUUAUAAUUCCAUUACAGCAGCUGGCUUUCCAGAAGUAAGAUGGUGUCCCGCGUUUUAACACAACAUUAAGAAAGACCGAGAAAUGUUUUAAAGUUGAAAGAAAAUAAAAAUAUAGGAAAUGGUUUUGGAAUAUCUUCAUUAUGCUUCAUGGAAUAUAAGUUUGUUCUUUUUAAAAUAUUUAUGUUUGAUUUGUUUUCCACGGUAGCCUACAAGAAAGCAAAACUGAGUGUGGUAUUUAAUUUCUUGUAUCAUCCUUGGACCAGAUUUCCAAUAAAAUUAGGAUAUCAGUCAGUCUUUGGAAGUUCAGUCAAAAUAUAAAAAGCCUGCAUUUAUUGCUUUCACACUUUUGUAAAUAUGUUUGCAGACCUUUUUAAGAAAAUGUAUUCUACCAUUUUGAGAAAACAAAUAACAAUGGAAUCAUUGUCUCGUUUAUCUAUUAAAAUUACAGGCAAUAUAAUGUGCUGUGCUGACAUUUCUAGGAGAAAUAAAGCAGAUAAA
Molecule: messenger RNA, 6801 nt
Organism: Grus americana (Whooping crane)
Lineage: Eukaryota; Metazoa; Chordata; Aves; Gruiformes; Gruidae
Gene: NLGN1
Product: neuroligin 1
Exons: 7
Coding region: 867-3371 (834 amino acids)
Biological process (GO): synaptic vesicle endocytosis; modulation of chemical synaptic transmission; chemical synaptic transmission
Cellular component (GO): cell surface; postsynaptic specialization membrane; synapse
Molecular function (GO): neurexin family protein binding; signaling receptor activity
Source: RefSeq, a predicted model, not a curated record